Messenger RNA from Vicia faba (fava bean), 447 nucleotides. The record is from the annotation of a GenBank genome assembly. Lineage: Eukaryota; Viridiplantae; Streptophyta; Magnoliopsida; Fabales; Fabaceae.
AUGUCGCAGUUGAUGAAUAAAGCCAAGGACUUCGUCUCUGAUAAAAUCAGCGACGUGGCCAAGCCUGAAGCGAGUCUCACCGACGUCGACUUUACGCGUAUAACCAUGAACAAUGUGGAGUACUUGGCCAAAGUUGCUGUUCAUAAUCCAUAUUCACAUCCACUCCCUAUUUGCGAGAUCAAGUACUCAUUCAAAAGCGCCACUAGAGAGAUAGCAUCAGGGACAAUACCUGAUCCAGGAUCAUUGAAAGCAAAGGAUACAACAAUGGUGGAUGUACCUGUGAAGGUGCCGUAUAGCAUAUUGAUGAGUUUGGCAAAGGACAUUGGAGCUGAUUGGGAUAUUGACUAUCAGUUGGAUUUGGGUCUUGUUAUUGACCUUCCUGUUGUUGGUUACUUCACCAUUCCUCUUUCUCGCAAGGGAGAGGUUAAGCUUCCAAAACCUUUCUAG